This is a messenger RNA of Ctenocephalides felis (cat flea), 1266 nucleotides long. RefSeq names its product torso-like protein. NCBI's taxonomy places the organism in Eukaryota, Metazoa, Arthropoda, Insecta, Siphonaptera, Pulicidae. Bases 1 to 1266 code for a protein of 421 amino acids. The transcript is spliced from 7 exons. The record is from RefSeq and is a predicted model, not a curated record.
AUGUCUCAAAUAAAAGAAGAAAUUCAAAACAAACUCCAAACAGUUGAAAGAAAUCUCAAAAACAUUGUUUUAGAAAUCCAAGAAAUUCGAGCACUUUUAAACAAUUUGGAGGUAGAUGAACAACAAUUAAAAGUUAAUAAUAAUAUUUAUGUUGAUACAAGAAGUCCUCAAAGACAUCUAGAUCAUGUUAGAACUAUUAUAUAUUCAGAUAAAUACGUUCGAUUCGGCCUAACAACCGCCCUAGCCUGUCUGCUCCUCGCCACGAACGCCUUCUCGGGCUCCUCGACCACUACCACCACCGGCGAAUCUCAGCUAGGCCUCGGUCGCGCCGUCAACGUGUUCGUCCGCUACGGUUACUUGAGUAUAUCUAUGCGAGUGGUGCCGAGGAACGACACCGACUGGCUGUUCAGGGAGCCGACGGUAAGCGUCUUCCGCGGGGUCAACAUGAUAGGCGAUCAGGGAAGGAAGCAGGACGACACAGUGGGGUUCAGGGGUGAUUUUCAUAUGGAGUUCUGUGAUAAUCUGAGGCAGUUGCUGCAGGCUUAUUUUAGGGAUUUUGCAUUUGAAAGGUUAGACAAACCUUGGAGGGCUUUUACAGCAGGCUGGUUACCUGAUACUACAGCCAGAAAUUUAGGUAUAAAUUCGUCCUUCGUCCACGGCGACCACUGUUACGUCCUAGUCCGUGUAUCUAAAUACGCCCACAGUGCGGCCCUGGCAGGCCCGGUGCCCCCAAGCGUGGCCCUCGAGGACGCCGUAGCCGACGGCGCAAAAACCCUAAAACCCGGAGACUUCGCUGGAACUGCCGAUUUUAUUAAAAAAUACGGAUCGCAUUAUGUUGCAUCGUAUUCUACUGGAAACUCUUUGUACCAGGUGUUUGUUUAUAGCAGAAGUAAAUUUUUACAAAUCAAGCAAAGGUUGAAAACUCAAGGUGUUUUGAAUUUAACAAGUUUGGAGUUGCUGAACUAUUUUUCGCCGUGGUAUGUUGAACACAUGGGUGCCAUAAAAUGUGCCAGUGGCAACAAGACUGUGGAACAGUGGGCCAAUUCCAAAUUGGGAGUACAGUAUUAUAUAUUCAGAUAUGCUAGUCUUUUAAAAUUACACAAAGACACGGCUCUCCUCAACACUCUCGAUGGAAUGUUAGGGAACGAAGCCUUAUUACAAUUAGACCUUAGGGCCCUGACCCCUGUUUUUAAGGACCCUGCCAAAAAGAAAUGGUUCCAGGAGGUCAUCGACAACCAGAUCAAAUUGUGGGAAGUCAAUAUGUGA